CAAAAGCUGCUACAGAGCAGCUGCAGCUGAUCAGAAUUUCCUCUGCAGCUGAUCAGAGUUUCUUUUUUCCCAUCUUUCCCCAGGUUUCUGUGUCCUCAGAGAAGGCUGUACUGGUGUGUGGAACUGCUUUAGAAGGUGGAACAGAAGAUAGAAGAGAACCUGUUGUCACAUGCAGAAGGCCAAAGCACCCACCAUCUUUGCAUCAUGAAGGAAGCUGAAAACAUAAAGAGGUGACAAGCUGAAGGUGUCUUGGCUCAGAACAUCUGGAUUCUUCAAAGUCAGCUCUUUUCAGGUUUCUGACUGAAGGGCCUGGGAGCUCCCUCCACUGGUGCUGUGGGAAGCUUUAGCCAAGCCAAUGCACCCUGACAACAAACUGCCCAGCCAUGGCAAGGCAGGCAGCAGCGGUGCCCUGGCCCAGCACCACAAUGUGAGCCAAGCACCCACGUGUAACCUGGGCUCGAAGGGUGUGGGGGCAGGCAGCCAUGGCAGUAAGGCCACUCAGAUCUCCCCUGGCAACUCUGGACUGAAAAACAGCCAGAACACUGUCCCAAACUUCAGCUCCUUGAAGGGCAAGGUGAAACGGGAGCGAAGCAUCUCAGUGGACUCUGGAGAACAGCGAGAAGUCAGCACCCCAUCACAGGACACAGAAUCAAAAGGUGAGGUGGCUCCCCGUAGCAAGCGACGGUGCGUGCUGGAAAGGAAACAGCCAUACAGCGGCGAUGAGUGGUGCUCUGGGCCAGACAGCGAGGAAGACGACAAGCCCAUCAGCAAUGCACACAGCUGUAAUGUAGCAGAUCCUGCGAUGUCCACGGCCCCACAGCUUGGCCCAGGGUCCAACCCGCUGCCGAACCUGAGCGAGAGCAGCGCUUCCGGCGUGCCCCAUGGUGCUGCCCCCGGCUUGCGGUCAGAGGCUGUGGGAGGCGGAGGCAGCGGAGCAGGGAAGCAGCCGUCACAGUUCGUUUACGUCUUUACAACGCACCUUGCUAACACAGCUGCAGAAGCUGUCCUGCAGGGCCGAGCUGACUCCAUUCUGGUCUACCAUCAGCAGAAUGUCCCGCGGGCAAAGCUAGACCAGGCACCUGCUCCUAAAGUGCUGGGGGUUGCUGAGCCACUUCCGAUUAACCCUCCUGCUGCCAACACUCCACAGUCCCAGCCGCCAGCCCCUCAAGCAAGUCAGCCACAGCCGCAGCCUCCCCCACCGCAACCUCCACCCCCCACACCUCAGACCAUCAGUCAAACACCUUUGCCUGCGCCUCAGGAAGGGACAAGUGAAGAUGUCCGGAGAGAUCUGACUCCCAGCUCUUUGGGGAACAACAGCAGCAGCAACCAGCCUGGAAACAACCACCCAAAUACACCCACCGCAUCUGCCAGUGCCAUGCAGCCUGGGCAAGUGGACUCCUCUGCCGCCUCCAGCUCUAGCCUUCUCGGAGAGGGUCCGGGUCCAGGGAUGCCAGGGCAGGCAGGCCUGGGCCCCAGGAACGCCAUGAACUCGGAAGGGCUCUCAAAGGAGCAGCUGGAGCACCGAGAGCGCUCUCUGCAGACCUUGCGGGACAUUGAGCGUUUGCUGCUGCGCAGUGGGGAGGCCGAGCCCUUCCUCAAGUCCAGCCAAAAUGUGGGUGAGGGUGGCACUGCCCCUCAGCCGCAGGCUACCCCUACCCAGCCCCCUGCACCCUCUGCCAGCAUGAAGAAGUAUGAAGAACCUCUGCAGUCCAUGAUAUCCCAGACUCAGAGCCUUGGUGGGCCCAGCCUAGAACACGAGGUGCCACACCACCCUGGAGCUGACAUGGGGCAGCAGAUGAACAUGAUGAUGCAGCGGCUGAACCAGGACAGCCUGACACCGGAGCAAGUGGCCUGGAGGAAGCUGCAGGAAGAGUACUAUGAGGAAAAGCGACGGAAAGAGGAGCAGAUCAGCAUCCACGGCCGGCCCAUGCAGGAGAUCAUGAUCCCGCAGUCGAUGGGGAGCAUGAUGAUGCGUGGGCCCCCACCACCCUACCAUAGCAAGCCUGGGGAGCCGUGGCCGCCGGGGAUGGGCAGCCAGCUGCGGGGACCCAUAGAUGUGCAGGACCCUAUGCAGCUGCGGGGAGGGCCACCCUUUCCUGGGCCACGGUUUCCUGGGAAUCAAAUGCAGAGAGUCUCUGGCUUUGGAGGGAUGCAGAACAUGCCCUUGGAUGCUCUUGGGCCCAUGAAUGCCAUGCAGAGACCAGUCAGGCCUGGCAUGGGAUGGAGCGAUGAUAUGUCUCCUAUGGGAGGCCCUGGGAACUUUCCGCAGGGCACCCUCCCCUACCCAUCAGGGCAAGGGGACCCAGAAAGGUUUAUGAAUCCCCGUGCCAGGGAGGAGAUUCUACGGCAUCAGCUCAUGGAAAAACGCCCAGUGGCAAUGCAGAGGCCCAUGGGAAUAUCCGGCAACUCCAUGAGCCAGAGCAUGGAAAUGGAGAGGAUGAUGCAGGCUCACAGGCAGAUGGAUCCAUCCAUGUUUGCUGGCCAGAUAACGGGGGAGAGCCUGAGCAGUGCCCCAAUGGGAAUGGAUUUUGCAGGCACUCGGGGGAUGCUGAGCCCCCCUAUGAGUCAGUCAGGCCUUCGGGACAUGGAUGCACCCGUGGGCCCUGGCAACCUCAACAUGAACAUGAAUGUCAACAUGAACAUGAACAUGAACCUCAAUGUCCAGAUGACCCCACAGCAGCAGAUGAUGAUGUCGCAGAAGAUGAGGGGCCCCGAGAUGAUGGCCCACCAGGGCAUGAGCCCUGAGGAGCUGGCCAGGGCAAGGGCUCAGAAUGGCAGUGGUAGUGCAAUGCUAACAGGGCCCCAGAAAAUGAUGAUUCCCUCCCAGUUCCCCAACCAAGGGCAGCAAGGCUUCUCAAGCGGGCAAGGACCUUAUCCCAGCAUGCCCCAGGAGAUGGGCAGUGGCUCGGACAUAUUCAACCCUGAGCAGGGCACCAUGCCCGUUGGGAGCAUCAGUGGCACCACCAGGCUCAGCCACAUCCCUCUGCCUCCAGCUUCCAAUCCCACUCCCACACCAGGGGGAAACCUAGCCAACAUGCACCCAGCACCUUCCCGAGGGCUUGGCCGCCGGCCCUCUGACCUCACCAUCAACAUCAGCCAGAUGAAUUCCCCCAGCAUGGGCCACCUCAAGUCUCCCACCCUUAGCCAGGUGCACUCGCCGUUGGUCACCUCCCCGUCUGCCAACCUCAAGUCCCCACAGACACCCUCACAGAUGGUCAGCAUGCCACCUUCAAACCAGUCAGGGCCCCUCAAGUCCCCCCAGGUGAUGAGCUCCUCUCUCAAUGUGCGGUCUCCAACCGGCUCACCAAGCCGCCUGAAGUCCCCUUCUAUGGCUGUUCCUUCCCCUGGUUGGGUGCCAUCUCCCAAAGCCACCAUGCCCAGCCCAGGAGUCAACCAGAGCAAGCAGACUCUCAGCAUGAACUCAUCUGCCUCCAUGGGAGCACUGGAUCAGGGUUCUCUCCCUUCUGGGCCUCGGAGCAGCUCUUCCGCGCCAGCCAGUAACACCUCUAGCACCAUAAAUCCCAACAUGCCUUUUACUUCCUCUCCAGAUCCAUCCCCCUCUCAGAACCCACUCUCACUGAUGAUGUCCCAGAUGUCCAAGUAUGCCAUGCCCAGCUCCACACCACUUUACCACAAUGCCAUCAAAACCAUCGCCACCUCCGACGACGAGCUGCUGCCGGACAGGCCUAUGCUCCCUCCUGGAAGUAUGUCAGGUGUGACAGGGAAUCAGCCAAAUCAACUGCACUUGAACUCUGUGGCACCUGGAUCCUCUCAGAGCCCCAUGGGAAUGAACCUGCCUGGUCAGCAGCCCCUCUCCCACGAACCGCCCCCCACCUCCAUGAUGUCCUCCCCAAACCCUCUGGGCUCCAACAUUCCUAUGCACCCAAGUGGGCCAGGGGCAGGCGUGCCCCCCCAGAACCCCAUGAUGAUGCCCCCGGGUCCCCAGGACUCGUUGAACCAGCAGUGUGGCCCUGUGCCCAACAGUUCACAGAUGAUUCCUUCUAACCAGCUCGUGUUCCCCCGCAUGCAGCAGCCCCACAACGCCAUGCCAUCUCCUGCUGGAGGCAUGCCCAUAGCCCCCGGUGCGGGAGGUGGCCCUGGGAUGCAGCAGCAUUACCCACCAGGGAUGCCCUUGCCGCCUGAGGACCUUCCCUCCCAGCAGCCUGGCCAGAUGCCCCCUCAGCAGCACAUGAUGGGCAAGAACAUCCCUCCUCGGAUUGGCGAGCCCUACCCACCCGUGCUUCCCGGGGUGGCAUCGGUGCUGAACGACCCCGAGCUCAGCGAGGUCAUCCGCCCCACACCCACAGGGAUCCCUGAAUUUGAUCUGUCCAGGAUCAUCCCAUCAGAGAAGCCAAGCAGCACCUUGCAGUAUUUCCCCAAGAGUGACAGCCAGGCGCCGAAAUCUCAGCCUUCCAACCUUCACCUCAUGAACCUGCAGAACAUGAUGGCUGAGCAGCCCCCGGUGCGGCCAGGUAUGAAUGCCCCCAGCCUCCCCGGGCAGCAGGGCGUGCAGAGGGGACUCAGCAUGCCCAUGUGCCAUCCUGGACAAAUGCCCAUGCUGGGCAGGACAGGUAUACCACCCCAGCAAGGCAUGAUGGGCAACAGCAUGCACCAGGGCAUGAUGUCUCCACAGCAGAGCCUGAUGGCCCAGCAGAAUUUCAUGCUGAUGCAGGCCAAGCAGAGGAGCAUGUCUGUGUCAGGGGAGAUGUAUGCCCAGACAGGACAUAUGAUGUCACCUCAGGGCUCUCUCAUGGGGCCCCCGCCUCAGCAGAACCUCAUGGUCACGCACCAGAUGAGGCAGAGGAGUGUCUCCCUGGACAGCCAGAUGAGUUACAUCCCCGGGCCUGGGAACAUGGCGAACUUGCCUUUCUAACCCCGGCUGGCUCUCAGGGCUGGGGAGGGGACUGGGCUGCCUCUACAAACAUUUUUAAACCUUUCUGCAGGGGAGGGUUGGGGGCCAAUGUCAGUGGAGGACACCACGUGGGAUGCUUUUCAUAUUGGAUUCGCCUCUACACAGAAAACCAUAUGUGCAGUAAACUUGAUGUGAAUUGGGUUUCUUUUUCCUUUCUUUUUUGGGGAAGGGGAGGGUGGAGGGGCUGGGAGUGGGGCUGUUACUUUGAACCCUGAGUGGAGACUAGGGUCAUCCAGACCCUGUGUCAGUUUGUAAAGUUUUCACUUACGGUUUUCCUCUGUCAAGUGUUUUUCUUUCUCUUUUUUUUCUCUUUUUCUUUUUUUCUUUUUUUUUUUUUUUCUUUUUUUCCUUCCUUUUUAAGCAACCAAAAUGUGCAAGAGGGUUUUUGGAACUAGCUGUAAAUAGGUCGCUGGGAAAGGCGAAACUUGUGCUGGUUUUUAAUUGUUCUGUAUUUCUGUGUUUUAAUAGAAGCCUCAAAACAUGUUUGAAAAAACAGAAACAGAAAAACAUGCUAAAGGCAACAGUGUACAAGGAUUGAAGACUCUCCUUGAGGGGGGGAGGGAGGAGGAUCCCCAGGGUGCACAAGAUGUUGAGAGAUCCCAUUGUAGAGUGACUCUGUGUCAGACCUGUGUUGUUCAUGCAUCUGGAUGGUUUGCAUGUGCGAGGGGGGCGGGGGAUGUAGUGUCAUGCAGAUCUCAGGCCCCUGUGGAUGCUCUGCUGAGUACACAAACACAACCACCACCAAGAGCUGUGGCCCUGGUGAAACGCUGCUGGUGCUCAUCUGGCAGGACAGAGUCCACAGCUUCAUGGGAUGCAGCUGUUGCUGCUCUGUGGAGAAGCUGCUGUGGCAGCUGGGGAUGCUGGGGAGCAUUCUCCCUUCAGCUGGAGAAGUGGUGAGGAUUGGGCUUCGCAGAUGAUAACAUGCUGGACCCGAAGGUCUUGACCAACCCUGUCACCUCUACUCCCUUCUCUUCCCUUCCUACUGUGUCCCCUGGUGGCAGGUGUUACGGUGUGUAGGGACCGAUGGGUUCCGAGGUGAGUGAGGUGAUGCAUUUCGGUGCUUCCAGGAGAGGCUAGCUAGGAACCCUGCUCUUCUGCAGCCUUCCUACACCAGUCCAUGACCCAUACAUCACCGUCUGACAUUGUCCUGCGCCCCCUCUCCUGUUGAAUGCUCUCCCAGGUCUUCCUCAUGCUUGUCGGUCCUUCUCCUCCAGAGUUUUGCAGGCAGUCUUUGUUCCAUCUCGCCCUGAGCUACUGGCAGCAGCCCUGCCCUGUGACACAGGAGAGGUCCAGCUGUUGAAGAGGACCUGUCCCUGCGUGCAAUACUCCACCUUAGUGUAAGUCUUGUUUGGUGUCAGUGGUGUGGCCAUUCUGUGUUUCAGACAGAAGAGGCUGAAGCUGCAUUGCAAUCCCUCAUUCCCAAGCUGGCAGAAGUGUGCCAUUUGGACAACUCUGGCUUUUCUGGAUGUGCUCCAUCCUCCUCAUCCUGCACUCCAUAAGGUCUUCCUGCACGCGGUCCUGAUGGUCUGUCCUGUGUUUGUUCACGGAGGGGAAUGUGGGGUGAUGUGCACACACUUCUGCACUCAUGGCAGUGUCUCUGGACCUCUGCAGGGACCCCAUUCCAGCAUCCAGCGGUGAACUUGGGGCACACAGCUGCUGGGGGAACACUGCUUGGAGGAUUAUCUCUGCAGAGCCAGACUUAGCACACUCUCUUAUAACAGAGCUCACCUUUCCCAGCUUGGUACUGCAGGGAGGAGAGGGCUUUGGAAAGGGAGAUUGUCAAGUAGCGGGUGAACAGCAACACUUUUCACCAUCUUGCAAGCUGUUUGGACAGGCUGGCGGGUGCUGAAACGUCAGCCCAGCAGCUCUCUCGAUCCAGUCUGUGAGAAGAUGGAGUCACAGAGUCCAGUUAGGAAUACCUCGAAGCUUUGGGGCAUUGUGUAGCGAGCAGUACUGGGUAAGAAGCAUGGGUCUGGAUUUGAGGAAGAAUCUUGCUUUGGUCUCCUGCUUUGUAGGGGUUUGUUGUGUAUGAUGUGAGCAAGUAGCAGUUUUUGAGGUGAUGAAACAGGCAGCGGUCAUCCCUGCCUUUGCAGUUGGAGCAGAGGAAUAAUCUUCAGCUCAGGCUUUGGACCUGACCAUGUUAGCUAGUUGGAUUCUCCAUCCUUUCAGUGUGUUCACAUGGGAGGAUGUGGCUCAAACAGAUGUAGCUCUUUCUAAGCUUGACUUGCCUGAAAGGCUGUGGCUUCUCUUGGCUGCACUUUAGGGUGUUGGCUGCUGGUAGUUUCUCGUAAACAUCCAAAUACCAAUUACAGCCUCAAACCUUGCUCAUUACCCACCAGCUAGUCUUGGCUAAUUUGAAGCCCUAACAUUUUCUAUAUGGAGGUUUUUUGUUUGUCUGUAGACAGCCGUUGUUUUAGCCCGGUUGAGAUCUCCACGUGUUCGUACCUUCCCUGUUGUCCUUUUUGCCCAGCCUGACACAGAAGUUGCUUGGGGCUUGCAGUCCUGUCUUUGUGGGCAGCGUGUUGUCCCUGCUCAGCUGGAGCCCCCAGGCUGCAGGGCUGUGCAGGACUCAGGAGGCUGGUGCUGGCUGCUCGUGGGGACGGGGCAGUGCAGUGCUAUUUCUGCCUGGCAACAGAAGGAACACCUGUCCUUCAGUGACAAAUAAGAAGCAAAGCCUUUUGACUCAGCAGCCCUGGAUACAAAAGGGAAAUCCCAAUACUAGGUCAGAGCUGAGGAUUCUAGAGCAGCAGUCGAUGCUCUUCUGCAAAAUUGCACUGCCCUAGAGCCAGCCCUAUCCCUACCACUGAGAGGGCUGAACAACGGGGAGAAGUGCUGUCUAACACCCUUCUGCCCUGGGCACCACUCCCAACCAUGUCUGUGAACAGCAGUGUGGCAGGAGUUCCUCUGGAGGCUCAGCGACAGCCAGUCUGUGUUAGACCUGGGCAAGGUUUGCCAUCAGCUGGUUGCCUGCUGCCGUGACCUGUGUCUAGUCUUGUGUCUUGUAGUUUAUUGCUCGGCUUCUCAGCUUGAGUUCUGUGUACUGACUCCACCUAAUCACAGUAGGUUUGCCCAUCUUUUAGCCAUGACUUCGCCAUGUUUUUCCGGCUCCAAAAAAGCAUAUGCUGGGAAACCGCAUCUUUCAGUACGUCGGAUAAUCACGCACCCGGAAUUAGCUUUCACGUUGAGGUAAAGGUGACUGACCUGUUCUCUGUCAUCCCAUGGAGAAAUUCCCCAGUCAUUUUGUACCAUUAUAUAAAUAUAUAUAUAUAAAUAUAAAUAUAUAAAUACAAUAUGUGAAGACAUCUUAUUGGUUUUUAUUUGAAACAAUUUUUAGGCUUGUUUUUGGGUAUCUGUGCUGCCUGUAAUGUAUUGACCUGUUUUAUAGGUGCCUUUUUAU
This is a messenger RNA of Chiroxiphia lanceolata (lance-tailed manakin), 8309 nucleotides long. RefSeq names its product BCL9 like (gene BCL9L). Gene Ontology annotation, molecular function: beta-catenin binding; transcription coactivator activity. Bases 356 to 4873 code for a protein of 1505 amino acids. Gene Ontology annotation, biological process: positive regulation of transcription by RNA polymerase II; negative regulation of transforming growth factor beta receptor signaling pathway; canonical Wnt signaling pathway. The record is from RefSeq and is a predicted model, not a curated record. Gene Ontology annotation, cellular component: beta-catenin-TCF complex. NCBI's taxonomy places the organism in Eukaryota, Metazoa, Chordata, Aves, Passeriformes, Pipridae. The transcript is spliced from 9 exons.